Molecule: messenger RNA, 2673 nt
Organism: Scatophagus argus
Lineage: Eukaryota; Metazoa; Chordata; Actinopteri; Scatophagidae
Product: serine/threonine-protein kinase MAK-like
Exons: 16
Coding region: 400-2436 (678 amino acids)
Biological process (GO): cilium assembly; protein phosphorylation; intracellular signal transduction
Cellular component (GO): cilium; cytoplasm; nucleus
Molecular function (GO): protein serine/threonine kinase activity; ATP binding
Source: RefSeq, a predicted model, not a curated record
UGUAGAAUCCUCAUCUGCUUCACAAUGGUGCUUUUUCCGGACUCUCCCGCACCUUCGAAAAUAGACCAAGAAAAUACAUAAAAAUAUCACCAAGUGAACACGGACAGGCACACCAAGUCUAAGCGUUGCCUUGGAGACAGGAAGCCGCCCUUACAAACGGAGAGGACCAGCAGCAGCAUCACCGUGUAACCUUCAUCAGCAGAGAAGUGUCCCCUAUGGGGAUCACCCUUCCUCUGUUCACCAUCAAGGCAUUAGCGUAGGACAGGUGAGACAGUGCAGCAGGCAGGAUCGAGACAGCGUCACUUUUCCACUCUCCCUCGGUGGGUAAAUGUCCACCCUUCAUCACUAAUCUGCAGAGAGAAAGGCUGCUUGGUGAAGGAGCCUCAGGACUCCCGGGGGAUGAUGAACCGCUACACCACGCUGAAGCAACUCGGGGAUGGCACAUAUGGCAGCGUGAUCCUGGGCAAGAACAAUGAGACUGGGGAGCUGGUGGCCAUAAAAAGGAUGAAGAGGAAAUUUUAUUCCUGGGAUGAAUGUUUGAAUCUAAGAGAGGUGAAGUCACUGAAGAAGCUGAAUCAUGCCAAUGUGGUGAAACUGAGGGAAGUCAUCAGAGAAAACGACUACCUCUACUUUGUCUUUGAGUAUAUGAAAGAAAACCUCUAUCAGCUCAUGAAGGAAAGAAACAAGUUGUUCCCUGAGUCAGUCGUCAGAAACAUGACAUUUCAGAUAUUACAGGGACUCUCCUUUAUUCAUAAACAUGGGUAUUUCCAUCGUGAUAUGAAACCAGAGAACUUGCUCUGCAUGGGCCCAGAGCUGGUUAAGAUUGCUGAUUUUGGACUAGCCAGAGAAAUCCGCUCCCAGCCACCGUACACUGAUUAUGUGUCCACAAGAUGGUACCGAGCCCCAGAGGUUCUGCUAAGGUCGAACUCCUACAGCUCACCCAUCGACAUCUGGGCCGUGGGAUGCAUCAUGGCGGAGCUCUACACCCUGAGACCGCUGUUUCCUGGCAACAGCGAGGUGGACGAGAUCUUCAAAAUCUGUCAGGUGCUGGGAACCCUCAAGAAGUCCAACUGGCCUGAGGGCUUCAACCUUGCUGCCUCGAUCAACUUCCGUUUCCCAAAGUGCGUCCCCACCAGCCUCAGAUCCCUGAUCCCCAACGCCAGCAACGAGGCGAUCACACUGAUGAAGGACAUGCUGCAGUGGGACCCUGAGAAAAGACCAAGUGCUGUUCAGGCUCUACGGUAUCCGUACUUCCAUGUCGGCCAGGCGCUCGGUGCUCCUCUAAAGCACUCAGAGCAGCACAAGGCUCAGGAAAAGAUGUGCGAUGCAGCCGCAGAGACAAAGCCUCUGUCCCUGUGUAAGACGGACCGAGAGUCCAGUGAGCCAAGCAAGAUUCAGGCAGAGUGGCAGACCUGCAGCCAGUCUCUCCACCAACCCCUUCAGCAGAUCCCUCUACCUCAGAACAACAUAGAGCAGAGCACAAAACAAGUGACGUGCUGCACCGUGGAGGCAGAGGGGCAGCAGGAGCCUCUCAGCCUGGUGAAAAACAGGAAACCAGUGAGCUGGCAGGCUCCUACAAGGGCGUCUCCCACAGGAGCAGAGAACAGCACUUGUGGAGUUAGGACCGGACGUCGACGAUGGGGCCAGACGUCUUUCAAGUCCGUCGACAGCUGGGACGACAGCGAGGAUGCAGAUGCUGGAGUUUCAAUUUCCAAAAAACCCACCAUCAGCUCUCUGAAGGACAAGGCCCUGGGCGGGCCCGGCUGUCGAUUUCCAGAGUCCAAGAACAAUACAGGGUCGAAGCAGUCGAGUAACAGUGGGCUGAACAGAGCCGAAUCCACCACCUUAUCUGCCAAGCAACACUACCUGCGCCAGUCCAGAUAUCUGCCGGGUGUGAAUCCGAAAAACAAGUCCCCAGUAGGAGGCCAGGUGGUCAGCCAAAACCUUUGGGGCAGAGGACAGGGGCUGGACGUCCCUCUACAUGACGAGUCCUUCAUGAACACCUACAACAACCCGACCAAAACACGUGUCUCACCUUGUCAGAAGCCUGGAACAGGUGCAGACAGGAGGCAGAGGAUGACUCUGGCACCCAUAGGAGGCACCUCUGCAAUUGAUCUGUCGCCUGCUGCUGAUCUAAGAGUCGAGUCUAAAAUCAAACCGUCCAAGUGCAAGCCCUCCUCAAAUAAAGUUUUGCUCUCAAAUGAAGGUAAGCACCAGCACACGCAGCCUCAUGUCUCUCUUCGUCUACAGCCUGAACACACUCUUCUUCUCUUUCACGAUGAUCCUUCAGAAUAUGAAGGCUGGAGGAGCAGAUCUCAGAAUUCUCAAAUCCCUGGCACCGGCAUUAUGGGACAGAACGCCUUUUCAAAGAGCACAAACAUCCAGCCAGUGCACGGACGAGUGGACUGGACUGCCAAAUAUGGAGGCCACCAGUAGCACAGCUCUGCUCCAACAGUGACUCAGUCCCCAGUGCACUUUUGCCAGGAAACUUCAGCGGAAAAGUGUGUGUUACUGCCAACAGUGUGCAGAAGUGUUUCCUGUUAGUAUGUUGUUACAUUUGCUACACUAAUAAUUUUGUUCAGUGUUGUAAAAGUGACUCAUCAGACUCCCAUGACCUCUGCUGUCUGUGUUUUUUAAAUAAUUCUCUAGAAAAUCAAAUUAUUUUUUAUUACA